ACGUUUACGAAAAUAAUCAGUUCCUGAGAGACAACCUUACUAGACAGGAAAUGGGACAUGCAAUCUAUGGCAAGAUUACUUGUACGAGGAACAGCUCGCCUGAUGAUCAUGAUCGUGGCUUAAGUGAUAUAAUCGAAUCAUUUCACAUGCUUAAUAAUCAUUGUGUACCAACAAGUGAUUCCACAGAGAAGAAACUUUCUUGGUUACGUUCACAAAUCAUUGGCGGGAAUUCAGAAUUCAACACCCCGUUUGGAAAGCGCGGGCUCACUUAUUCUGAUCACACUGCCUCCGGCCGGUCUCUUCAAUAUAUCGAAAAUUACAUCCUAAAUCAUGUUCUUCCAUUUUAUGGUAACAGUCACACUACAGACAGUUACGUAGGCUACCAGACUACGAAAAUGGUGCAUGAAGCAGCAAAUUUCGUAAAGAAAUGCUUAGGAGGUGGCGAAGAAGAUGCAAUAAUCUUCUGUGGUUCUGGAUCAACAGCAGCUAUUAAAAGACUGCAAGAAGUAAUGGGAUUAGCUAUUCCUUCAAUACUAAGAGAUAGAUUCUUGAAAUGUCUAAGCAAAGAAGAAAGGUGUGUGGUUUUUGUUGGCCCGUAUGAACACCACUCCAACCUCCUCUCAUGGCGGCAGAGCCUGGCGGAGGUGGUGGAGAUUGGCCUGGAUCAAAAAGGGUUGCUGGAUAUGGAAUCCUUCAAAAUCCAACUCGAAUUUUAUAAAUCGAAAAACAGGCCAAUUCUUGGAUCCUUUUCAGCUUGUAGCAAUGUCACUGGGAUUUGUUCAGAUACACGUGCAAUAUCUCGACUUCUUCACCAAUUUGGAGGCUUCGCUUGCUUUGAUUUUGCAGCAAGUGGUCCUUACGCGAAGAUUGAGAUGAGAUCAGGAGAAAUUGACGGGUAUGAUGCAGUUUUCCUUAGCACACAUAAAUUUCUGGGAGGUCCAGGUUCCCCUGGGAUUCUGCUAAUGAGCAAGGUCCUUUAUCGGCUGGGGUCUUCUCCCCCAUCAACAUGUGGAGGUGGAACUGUUAAUUUUGUUAACAGUUGCAACGAAGAGCAAUAUUCGAAUGGCAUUGCAAAAAUGGAUUAUGUAGCUGACCCCCAAUUGUUACUGAUAAAUCCUGAAUUUUGUCAAAUUCAGGACACUUUAUAUGUUGACAACAUAGAAGAAAGGGAAGAUGCUGGAACUCCACAAAUCAUUCAGAAAAUCAGAGCAGCAUUGGCUUUUUGGAUAAAAGAAUACAUUGGUUACAAAACCAUUGAGAGACUUGAACAAAAUUACAUUGAAAGAGCACUCAAAAGACUUGUUCCCAAUCCCUACAUAUGGGUAUUAGGCAAUACAAAAGCCAAAAGACAAGCCAUGUUAUCUUUCCUCAUUUACUCUACUACAAGUUCAUCAUCAUCUGAGCUAAACCUGUGGAAAGAGACUGGAAAUACGAGAGAUAAGCCGCUUCACGGCCCAUUCGUUGCCAAGCUUUUGAAUGACCUUUUCGGAAUACAGGCCCGGGGAGGUUGUGCUUGUGCAGGGCCUUAUGGACAGAGUUUGCUCAAUGUCAAUGAGUCCCAUUUACUCGCCCUCAGGUUGGCCGUUGAAAAGGGUUAUGUUGGAGUAAAGCCAGGAUGGACAAGAGUGAGCUUUCCCUACUACAUGUCUAAGGAAGAAUUUGAGUUCAAUCUUGCAGCAAUUGAAUUCCUAGCCAUUUAUGGGCAGAGAUUUCUUCCUUUAUACCAGUUCAACUGGAGAACUGGUGCAUGGAAUUUCGACGAAAACACCCUAAAAAAUACGUUUCUUGGAGAAGAAAAUAAUUUCAAUCCUAAUGGUUCAUCCUUAGCCACUAUAAUCAAAGCAUCAAAUCAGAUGGAAUUUGAUGGUUUGAUCAUCAGCAGAUAUGCAAAUUAUUUGGAGACUGCAAAACGCAUUGCAACCCUUCUUCCAAAAUUUCCACCAGAGAGAAGGGUACCGGAAGAUAUUAUCAUUGAUCUUGUGCCCUUCAGAAUUUAAAACGUUAAACUCAAUUGGAAAGGACAAUUUCUUGUUUAUUUUUCAUCAACUAUUUGGUUGCAUUGUGAAUGGGUAAAGAAAAUAAUUUUUCAGUGUGGAUGUAA
Molecule: messenger RNA, 2101 nt
Organism: Olea europaea var. sylvestris
Lineage: Eukaryota; Viridiplantae; Streptophyta; Magnoliopsida; Lamiales; Oleaceae
Product: probable cysteine desulfurase
Exons: 5
Coding region: 51-1997 (648 amino acids)
Source: RefSeq, a predicted model, not a curated record